Molecule: messenger RNA, 4665 nt
Organism: Columba livia (rock pigeon)
Lineage: Eukaryota; Metazoa; Chordata; Aves; Columbiformes; Columbidae
Gene: DDX42
Product: DEAD-box helicase 42
Exons: 18
Coding region: 971-3361 (796 amino acids)
Molecular function (GO): RNA helicase activity; nucleic acid binding; ATP binding
Source: RefSeq, a predicted model, not a curated record
ACGCUCGCUGGUGCGUAGGUACGUCGCGUCUCCACCCCCCCACCCCGGUAACCGGGGAAGCGGCGGCAGAGGCGGCUGCGGUGCCCGAGGGAUAUACUGGGGACAUCAUGAAUUGGAAUAAAGGUGGACCUGGUACUAAGAGAGGCUUUGGUUUUGGUGGAUUUGCCAUAACACCUGGAAAGAAAGAGGAGCCCAAACUCUCUCAGCAGUCUCAUAGUGCUUUUGGAACAGCCGGCUCUUCUGCUGCGUUUGCGAAAUCGGGACCUCCUCAGCUGCCUUCUUUCUAUAAAAUUGGGUCAAAGCGAGCAAAUUUUGAUGAAGAGAAUGCAUACUUUGAAGAUGAAGAGGAAGAUUCCAGCAAUGUGGAGUUGCCGUACAUUCCCGCAGAGAAUUCCCCCACUCGCCAGCAGUUUCAUUCCAAAUCGGCAGACUCUGACAGCGACGACGAUCCUCUGGAGGCGUUCAUGGCUGAAGUGGAGGAUCAAGCUGCUCGAGACAUGAAGAGACUUGAAGAUAAAGACAAAGAAAAAAAGAUUGUUAAAACACCGGAUCCAAAUCACCACCUGGGGAAGUUCUGAACUGGAUUUGCUCUUCCUGGCUCAUAUUCCUCUUCAGUUAUGAGACUUCUGUAGCAUCAAGAGCUUAGACCAGGAUGAUCUUUGAUGUGGCUUCUACUGGGAAGACGGAGUCCUAAUCUUUCAGUCUCGUUAAUAGAAGUAAAAAUAAGACUUGCAGGGUUGCUGUGAUGGUUGGCACCAAAUACAAAAACUCCAUGGGUUGGGUUUAUGAAUGUUACUGAGUUGUAGUGUUGUGUCUUCCACCAAAUAGGGAGCUCAGCGCUAAUCAAAUGCAAGUAUGGAGCUGAGUUUGUGGAACACUUGCAGGGAAGUUUUUUUUCUCCGCUUGUUUUUCCAGGGGUAUUCGAGAUGACAUUGAAGAGGAAGAUGACCAAGAAGCUUAUUUUCGCUACAUGGCUGAAAACCCUACUGCUGGUGUGGUCCAAGAAGAGGAAGAGGAUAACUUGGAGUAUGAUAGUGAUGGGAAUCCGAUAGCUCCGUCCAAAAAAAUCAUUGAUCCUCUUCCACCUAUUGACCAUUCAGAGAUUGAAUAUCCACCAUUUGAGAAAAAUUUCUACGAUGAGCAUGAGGAGAUCACCACUCUCACCCCGCAGCAAGUGGUGGAGUUACGUCACAAGCUGAACCUCCGGGUCUCCGGUGCUGCUCCUCCAAGGCCUGCCAGUAGUUUUGCUCACUUUGGGUUUGAUGAGCAACUUAUGCAUCAAAUUAGGAAAUCCGAGUACACGCAGCCCACUCCUAUACAGUGUCAGGGUGUUCCAGUUGCCCUCAGUGGCAGAGACAUGAUUGGGAUAGCGAAGACUGGAAGUGGGAAAACAGCGGCUUUCAUCUGGCCGAUGUUGAUUCACAUCAUGGAUCAAAAGGAGCUUCAGCCGGGGGACGGUCCCAUUGCCGUGAUCGUGUGUCCAACCAGAGAGCUUUGCCAACAGAUCCAUUCUGAAUGUAAGCGCUUCGGUAAGGCGUAUAAUCUGCGCUCCGUAGCUGUUUACGGAGGAGGGAGCAUGUGGGAGCAAGCCAAAGCCCUCCAGGAGGGAGCGGAGAUCGUUGUCUGCACACCAGGUCGACUGAUUGAUCAUGUGAAAAAGAAAGCUACCAACCUCCAAAGAGUCACUUACCUUGUGUUAGAUGAAGCUGACAGGAUGUUUGAUAUGGGUUUUGAAUAUCAGGUCAGAUCAAUCGCAAGCCAUGUACGUCCUGACAGACAGACCCUCCUGUUCAGCGCCACUUUCCGGAAGAAGAUUGAGAAAUUGGCUCGAGAUAUCCUGAUCGACCCAAUUCGAGUUGUGCAGGGAGACAUUGGAGAGGCAAAUGAAGACGUUACUCAAAUUGUGGAGAUUUUCCCCUCUGGCCCCAGCAAGUGGAACUGGCUGACUCGGCGCCUCGUGGAGUUCACGUCUUCUGGGAGCGUCCUCCUGUUUGUCACCAAGAAGGCAAAUGCAGAAGAAUUGGCCAACAACCUCAAACAGGAGGAUCAUAGUCUGGGGCUGCUCCAUGGUGACAUGGACCAGAGCGAGAGGAAUAAAGUCAUUUCGGAAUUUAAGAAAAAGGGCAUCCCGAUACUGGUAGCUACUGAUGUGGCAGCCCGUGGGUUAGAUAUUCCUUCCAUUAAGACCGUCAUCAAUUACGACGUGGCUCGGGACAUAGAUACGCACACCCAUAGGAUCGGUCGUACUGGCAGAGCAGGCGAGAAGGGAGUCGCCUACACUCUGCUGACUCCCAAAGACAGUAACUUCGCUGGUGAUCUGGUCAGGAACCUGGAAGGCGCUAAUCAACACGUUUCCAAAGAGCUGUUGGAUCUAGCAAUGCAGAACCCGUGGUUUCGGAAAUCACGUUUCAAAGGAGGAAAAGGCAAGAAGCUGAAUAUCGGUGGUGGUGGUUUAGGGUACCGCGAACGUCCUGGUCUGGGAUCAGAAAAUUCUGACCGUGGAAACAACAAUAGCGUGAUGAGUAACUACGAGGCGUACAAACCAUCUACUGGGGCAAUGGGAGACAGGCUUACGGCAAUGAAAGCAGCUUUCCAGUCCCAGUAUAAGAGCCACUUCGUUGCUGCAAGCUUAAAUAACCAAAAGACUGGGAGCUCCGCUGCUGGUGCCAGCGGCUGGACCAGCGCUGGCAGCUUGAACUCGGUACCGACAAGUUCAGCACAGCAAAACGCUGCAAAUCCUGACAGCCCGAUUGCAGCCGCCACCGCGGCAAAGGGUGUUCCGGGCUUCACCAGCACGGGGAAUUUGAGCAGCGUUCCCUCCUUCCCGAGCGUCGGAGCGCAGGGCUUCAACAACGCGAACGCCAGCGCCAGCAAUCGAGAAGGCAUCGGCUGCGGCGGCAGCGGCGUGGCUGCUGCUGGGGGCGGCGGUGGCAUUGUCAGAGAACGAUACAACGACAACCGGAACAGUCGCCACAACGAAAUCCCGCGCCGCGGAGAGGGAGGCGGUCGUGUAGAGGGAGGCGGUCGCUACAACGAUGUGCAACGCCACGAUGUGCAACGCCACGAUGUGCAACGCCACGAUGUGCAACGCCACGGAGAAGGAGGCGGUCGCCACAGUGACGCUUAUCGCCAUGGAGAGGGCCGACACGGCGACAACCAUCGCCACGCUGAAAGCCGGCACUUCGCUGAUAUGGGCGGUGGCAAUCGCAAUAACGGUGACAGCAGGAACAGCAAUGAGGGCAGGAACAACGAGAACAGGAAUGGGGAGAACAGGAAGGAUGCCAACAGCCGAGACAACAAGACAGAUGGUUUUGCUGUCCCAGAGCCCCCAAAACGUAAGAAGAGCCGGUGGGACAGUUAAAAGCUGGUGUUUCACAGCCUGGAAUCUCUGCGGGUAGUGUUGUCUUUUGUUUCCAGAGGAUUUCUUGGGGUUUUUGGUAACUGUUUGUUGAGCAGCUGGGGGAGGAGAAGGAAACAGUGGAAACUCCCCGUGCAAGCGUGGGCCGGUACAUCUGCGGACAGGUUCCCUCUAAUGACGUGUACACACAGUGCUUAGUCCAAGAGAAAUCACUUUGAUAAAGCUCCCUGGGUUCUGCUUUUAAACAUUCAGUGCUCAAGUGACUCUGCCAGGUGUAAACAGAUCUUCUUGACGAGGAAGAAGCUGUUUCGUGUCCUUUGGAAUGUUAAGCAACUGUUGUCCAUAGAAGUAUAAAGUAGUCUUUUCUUAACCAGCGUUCACGUUUAAAAAAAACAGCCCAUCUAGAGAUGCUCAGGACCCACCUGUUAAACAUUAAUCUUUCAGCAAUUUGUUCGGUAUGGUGAGUUCUUCCCCAAUCUCUUCACGUGUUCUCUUACCCCUAAAUAAUUUGGUCUCCAGGUUGCCCCCAACAUCUCUCCCAUCGAGUCAGAAUGUAGCAGUUUGUGUUGCUGAAGGUGGGAUGAAGCAAGUUGAUUUUUCUUCUACUUCCUUUUUAAAAAUUCUUUCCUGGAGCUGUUCAAGGGAUCCUCGUGCAGCCCGGCUGACCACAGGCUCACAGCGGGAGAAGGGUGGGCCCUGCCUGGUCUGUGGUCAGUGCAUCAAUCCCAGUCCCAUUGCCCAGGUAUUUCUUUCUUCCAAAGAACCUCUUCUUUCCUAACAACCUGCAUUUUGGUGGCAGCCUGCAUAGCAAACUUCUCUCUGCUGUGCCUAUGCGCCCUCUGUUAGGAGAGGGCUGAGUGCUUGCUUCAAAUUCAGAACAAAAAAGGGAAAAAAUGUAGAUAUGCCACAAAAGUCAAGAGGCUGGUGACCCCGUGAAGCACAGCUAAGAGGCUUCGUUUAGAAAUUCAGGGACCUGCUGCUCAGAAGCCUUUAGGGACAACUUGGAAAGUGAUUGAUGAAGUGGAACAGCUCGAAUAUGGCCCCAUAUUGGACACGUACUGAAAACUGUAAAAUCUUGCUUGACCAUUUUUAACUCGUGUGUAUUAUCCGUUUUUUAACUUGUUUCUUUUGCGCCACAAGGAAAGGAAGAACUCUUGUUGAAACAUGUCAGCACCCACCUCUGUCUUGUUUCUACUGAAAGAAGGAUCAGAAACUGUCAGGUUUUUGUGAGAUUGUGAUGUUUUCUUUAUCAGCUGUGCAUUUACUUUCUGCUUGCUCUAGUAAAUGUUUUAUUACUGGGACAAAAA